UGUAGAUUCUUGAAGCUCAUUAUGAAGAUAUUGGCUAUCGAAGGGUUGCUAAUUAUAAAAGCGCCUAAUUGAUACCCAUCGAAACAUGGUCUCGGUCGGUAUAAUAAGUGCGAAGCUAUCAGACCUGCAUGAUAACAUUGCAAAAUUAUCACAUGAAUUGGAGGCUAAGCGUAAGGAAAACGAGUCUCAGAAAAAUAUUGUUAAAAAGCUCGAUUCAGAAAUUAAAGACAAACAUAGGUUUAUCGAUAGUUUAGAACAGAAAAGUGAGCAGCAUCGAGAAGCUAUUAGAGUCAAUACUGAGCGUCUGUGUGAGCUUCAAAAAUCAGCUGCUGAGUGCCAAAAAGCGCAUGAAUCUUUAGAAAAACGAUUAGAAAGUCAAGAAGAAUCAAUUCAGUUGCUUGAAGAUGAAGUUAGGGAAGCACAAAAUCUUGCAAAAUCUUCUGCUCAACUUUAUGAUGAGGUUAUUAUAGUCAGUUAUACUGAAUUCCUUAGACCGUUAAGCAACUUCAAGAAAACUAUCAUCGUAUCAAUUACUGCUACUCAUGAAAGAAAUAUGAAAUCUUUGAAAGAAGCACAUACCGUCGCAUUGAAACGUAUCAAUGAAUUAGAACAAUUACUUCAAGAGAACAAUAUACCAAUACCUCCUUUAACACCUAAAAGUCAAUUUAUAAUGGCAAAGAAAACGUAA
Molecule: messenger RNA, 688 nt
Organism: Schistosoma turkestanicum
Lineage: Eukaryota; Metazoa; Platyhelminthes; Trematoda; Strigeidida; Schistosomatidae
Source: the annotation of a GenBank genome assembly